Tachyglossus aculeatus (Australian echidna) is the source of this 1557-nucleotide messenger RNA. RefSeq names its product caspase 9 (gene CASP9). The coding region runs from base 1 to 1257 and encodes 418 amino acids. Lineage: Eukaryota; Metazoa; Chordata; Mammalia; Monotremata; Tachyglossidae. Gene Ontology annotation, molecular function: cysteine-type endopeptidase activity. The record is from RefSeq and is a predicted model, not a curated record. The transcript has 10 exons. Gene Ontology annotation, biological process: proteolysis; regulation of apoptotic process.
AUGGAGGAGCGCGGUCGUCAGGCGCUGCGCGGGGCCCGGCUGCGGCUGGUGCGGGAGCUGCGGGUGGCGCCGCUGUGGGACCUGCUCCUCGCCCGGGGCCUCUUCACCCGGGACAUGAUCGACCACAUCCAGCAAGCCGGCACUCGCAGGGACCAGGCCAGGCAGCUGGUCACGGAUCUUGAGACUCGAGGAAGACAGGCUCUCCCUGUGUUCAUCUCAUGCCUCAGAGAAACAGACCAGCACGUCCUGGCAGCUCUGCUGAGUGAAGGAUGCCAAGCGCUGCAGUUUGCUCCUGUUGAUGUCCGGCCAGUUGAAAUAAUCAGACCCGGGGGACAGGGAGAUGUGUAUGUGAAGCCAUUUAGCCCAAUGCCCAGCACCACCAAGAGAGAGCAAGAAGCAACCCGUCCCGCAGGUUUGGUGGAAUUUCCCCAAGACAAAUCCAGGAGAAGCUCCGAUCUGGUUUACUCUCUGAAAUCGGAACCGUGCGGUCACUGUCUUAUCAUCAACAAUGUGGAUUUCAGUCUCGGUUCAGAGCUCUCUACUCGAACGGGCUCUGAUGUUGACUGCGAAAAGAUUCAGAGACGCUUCCGCUUGCUGCAUUUUGAAGUCGCGGUUGAACGGAAUCUGACUGCCGAGGAAAUGGUGAAGGCAUUGAACAAGUUAGCAAGGAAGGACCACAGCGCGCUGGACUGUUGUGUGGUGGUCAUUCUCUCACAUGGAUAUCAGGCCAGCCACAUUCAAUUUCCUGGAGGAAUCCACGGAACGGAUGGAAAGUCGAUUUCUGUGGAAACAAUCGUGAACUACUUCAAUGGAUCCCGGUGCCCCAGUUUGGGAGGAAAGCCCAAGCUCUUCUUUAUCCAGGCUUGUGGUGGAGAGCAGAAGGACCGGGGAUUUGAGGUGAAUUUGGAUUCCCCCGAGGACCAUCCAACUAGGAGGGACCCUGAGUCGGAUGCCACACCCUUCCAGGCCGCCCCCGAGGGCUCUGAUGAACCGGAUGCAGUGGCCAGUUUACCCACCCCCAGUGACAUCUUGGUGUCCUAUUCAACCUUCCCAGGCUUUGUUUCCUGGAGGGAUACCAAGAGUGGCUCGUGGUACAUAGAGACCCUGGACAGCGUCUUGGAACAAUGGGCUCACACUGAAGAUUUGCUGACACUCCUGCUCAGGGUGUCUAAUGGCGUCUCUAGUAAAGGAAAGUACAAGCAGAUUCCCGGCUGUUUCAAUUUCCUCCGUAAACGUCUUUACUUUAAUACCAAAUGAGGAGAUCCUCGCCUACCCCAGGACCAGGAUUCAGCCACGACCUGGUGACUCUAAGAAACUGGAUCCCAGAUCAUUUCACUUCGGAUUGGAUCGUCCCGGGACACUGAACGUGCCGUUGGGAGAUCUCAGCUCUCCUUUCCCUCCAUCAGCGGUCCUGGAGACAUUUUACACUCCCCACUCUGCCUCUGGAUUGUGGGGCGAGCCUGCAGUGAUUUACAUUGAUAGGAAUUUUUGGCCAUGGACCGCUCUGCAUCUUUUGAAUAGAAGCCUUUUCUUUUUAGAGUAAAAAAAAAAAAAAAC